AGUGUGUUAAAAAGAAUACGUCCGUCGGUGUUGCGUGUCGAUUGCGGAAAUCACACAGCUGUGAAAAGGUCAUCCCCUGUUUGUGCGUGCGUGUGUGCGUGUCUCUCUUUGUGCGUGUUCCUGUGUGUGCCGCUACUUUCUGCGCGGACUGCUCCACCCAUCCACCGCCCACCCACACACACAGACGCACACACAACCCAGCGAGUAAGCCGGUUUGCACGCCGGGGUGAGGGAUCAAACCCGUUUUCCCGCCGGAAAUCGAAGUAGCAGGUCCACUCGAAGCCAUCUGGUGGACAUCGGGACAUCUAUGGGCGGUCUUUGUCUACUAAAAACUCGUUAUGUCGCCGGGUCAUGGGGCGUUGAGUGAAGGCGGCCAAUGGACAUGUUAGGAUUCUGGUGAUAAAGGUACAUGGGAUAGAACUAGAGUUGUGAGAUAAGAUAGAAAAGAAAAAAACAAAAAUCCAGGUUACACGAACUAAGAUUCAACUUUUGGAAUUGAUGCCUCUAUCUCGACGAGACCUCACCUACUCGAGAUGCCAGCUUCACUCUCACUCCUUCCCCUCGCGUUCGACUCCAGCUUCGACGGUUGUCCCUGAAGCAAGAGGCGGCGAGGAGAAACCUGGAUCAGCGAGUCAAGGCGGGGAGCUCGAAGCAACCCGCGUUUCGAACCGUGCGUCGUGGCUCGUGUCGUAUGUGAUCGCAACUCCUCCGAAAAUGUCGACGAGGGAUUCCGCUUCGUCCGGGACUUCGAAGUGGGCGUGGGUGUGGGCGUGUUUGGUGUUCUUCGUCAUCUACAGCCCAUCUGCAACGGAAGCGAAGUUUAUUGAAGGUUAUUUGAAGACAGCCGAGAAAUGGGCGUUCCUCACACGAUUCUGUUUCCUGUCCGAUGACGGUACGUUUUCCUUCGACGUGGAGUACGACAUCGAGUACGCCAUGGAGAAGAUCCUGCUGUACUACGACUCGCCUCACCAGUGGCCCGCCGUGUACAAGAGCGACAAGGGACUGGAGCUCAGGUACCGCUUCACCAUGACCAAUGGCUACGACUACUGGCACAAACACUUCUCGGCCGAUGAAUUCUAUAUUUUAAGGACUGAUUUGACGGCCCUCAUUCUACAGCUCGGCAUUCUCUUCCUCUCUCUUCUGGCAGCCUCUGAGCUCAAGAACCGUCAGCUGUUCCACUCGACGUACAGGCUGUACAUGACCGCCGUGGUGCUGCAGGUUAGCGGGCUGGCCUUCCUCAGCCUGCACUACGGGAGGUAUGGGUACAACGGCGUCGGUCCCUCUCCUCCUCUCCUUCGCUCUCCAGGUCGAGUCCUUCUCUCCAUCGGCACAGUGGUCAUGGUCCUGAUGCUGCUCCUGAUGGGCAAGGGUUUCAACAUCACCAGGGGGCGGUUGAGGCAGGCAUCAGCUGUUCGACUGACCCUCUUCAUGUGUCUCUACAGCAUCACCUACACGACGUUGUUUAUCUACGAACAGCUGAUCUUCGACCCCGGGGAGGUGCUCUACCUGUACGAGUCUCCAGCGGGCUACGGGCUCAUCGUGCUCCGCCUCCUCGCCUGGUUUAUGUUCUGCUACAACUGUUUCUUCACCAUCAAGCACUACCCUGAGAAGUCGUCCUUUUUCAUCCCCUUCUACCCCUACACGCCUUCGUUCAUCUCGGGCCCCAUAGUCAUUAUCAUCAGCAACCACGUGAUCGACAAGUGGGUGAGGGAGAAGGUGGUGAACGGCGUCGAGCUCUCCAUCACCCUGCUGGGCCACGCCUUCUUCCUGUUCCUGACGCGCCCCAGCGCCGCCAACAAGAACUUCCCCUACCACGUGCGGACCUCCCAGAUCACCGCCCUUGAGCGCUCGACGACGGGCGUGGUCGGCAACAACACCCUCGACACCUUCUCGCGCCACACCUACGCCCCCGACCUGUGUGACGGAGGAGGAGGAGGAGGAGGACUUGGAGGAGGAGGACUUGGGUUCGGCGAGGCGGAACCCAAGAACUUCGCGGCGCCGGAUCUCUUUCUCGUCUCGGGGGCCGUGAGAUGCGCCCGAUUCCGGCCCCGAAGAGCAUCGUCAAGCAAGACAAGAGCUUCCCUCACCACGCUCCAGGGGCGCCGCCCGCCGUCUUCCACGAGCCCGUGUCGCUCUCCUGACAGGGCUUCGAUCUCUUCUGAGGGCGGGGGGGCGUGACGGGAGACGAAGGGCGUGAAGGCAGUUCAUAGUUAUGUGUGUGUGUAUAGAUG
Messenger RNA from Penaeus vannamei (Pacific white shrimp), 2231 nucleotides. The record is from RefSeq and is a predicted model, not a curated record. NCBI's taxonomy places the organism in Eukaryota, Metazoa, Arthropoda, Malacostraca, Decapoda, Penaeidae.